AUGUCCCUCACAGGCAAAGUCCUCCUCAUAACAGGCGGAACGAAAGGCAUCGGCCGCGCCACCGUCCACCGCGCAGCCUCCCUCGGCGCCUCCAUCGUCUUCUCCUACCUCUCCCCAACAAGCAGCACUACCGCCUCCGAAAUCGUCACCCAAUCUGGCGGUCCCUCCCGCCUCCUCGCCAUCCAAGCAGACGCCUCCAAAUUAGACCAUAUUGACAAGCUUGUCCACGCUGCCGUGGACAAGUUUGGCAAAAUCGACAUCGUCGUCCCCAACGCUGGAAUAAUGGGCAUGGUCGACCUCGCCCACGCAACAGAAGACUCCUACGACGCUCACUUCAACCUCAACGUCAAGGGCGCGCUUUUCCUGGUGCAAAAGGCUCUGCCUUACUUCCCACCUGAGGGCGGGAGGGUCAUCUUCAUCUCGACCGGUCUCAACACGGCGAGUGGGGUAAGUCCGGGCUAUCUGAUCUAUGUCGCGACAAAAGGGGCCAUCGACCAAAUGACCCGGGCUCUGUCAAAGGAUUUGGCCAAGAGGAAUAUUACCGUCAAUGCUGUUGCACCUGGACCAACAGGGACGGACUUGUUCUUUGAGGGCAAGUCGGAGCAGAUUGUCAAUUUUUUGAAGGAUCAGAGUCCCUUUGGACGUUUGGGAGAGCCUCAAGAAAUCGCCGAUGUGAUUUUAUGGCUGGCAUCAGAAGAAAGCAAGUGGGUGUCGGGACAGAUCAUCAGGGUGAAUGGUGCCAACAUGGUGUAA
Molecule: messenger RNA, 753 nt
Organism: Podospora anserina S mat+
Lineage: Eukaryota; Fungi; Ascomycota; Sordariomycetes; Sordariales; Podosporaceae
Exons: 2
Coding region: 1-753 (250 amino acids)
Molecular function (GO): oxidoreductase activity
Source: RefSeq, a predicted model, not a curated record